Molecule: messenger RNA, 4794 nt
Organism: Petromyzon marinus (sea lamprey)
Lineage: Eukaryota; Metazoa; Chordata; Hyperoartia; Petromyzontiformes; Petromyzontidae
Gene: POLK
Product: DNA polymerase kappa
Biological process (GO): error-prone translesion synthesis
Cellular component (GO): nucleus
Molecular function (GO): DNA-directed DNA polymerase activity; damaged DNA binding
Source: RefSeq, a predicted model, not a curated record
AGAGACGCGCAAAUUCCAAAUAUACAGGCGUCAAAGUCGGGAUCGAACCACAACCUCCUGUAUACCAGGCGAUGUCGUUAACAUUUUGCCACCGUGGUGCCCAAACGCUGUACAGUAUCUGGUUGUCAUUAACCUCAUUUUAGCCGUGUGUAAAACACUUAAGACCAGCACUGCCAAUCUCCUGGGGUCAAGCCCUGAUUCUAUGUCUCUUGUCAAAAGGCUCACAAUUGACAUGCCCUUAACAAUCACCACUAAAUUUGAAUCUUGGAUUCAAGCCCUCACGUGGGUAUAUAUUAGGAGGCUCAUAAUGGCCGUGUCAGAUCACCGAACCAGAACCUCAAUAUAAUUUAUAUGUGUGUCGUGUCAGCAUAUAAGACAGUUGGUGCAGCAGAAGCGAUUACAUAACCUCCUGCUGACUAGGGGAUAAUCUUUGCAAAGUAGGAGAUUGCUCAUUUUUCAGGAAGCUUCGGAGUGAAUCCCAGGCAUUUAUUGAUCUCCGGUGAGGGGGGACCUCCCUUCAGGCUGGAGACUGAAGACGGGAUGGAGGGAGCAAGGGGAGCCGUGGCUGCCCCUGGGCUUGUGUCUUGCAUGGCCCUCAACGACAACAAGGCUGGAAUGGAGGGGCUGGAUAAGGAGCGCAUUAACAAAGUCAUCCUUGACAUCUCCAAGGGGUCUCGUUUUUAUGAGAAUGAGCUGAAGAAGGAGCAGCAGGUGAACCAGAAGAUCGAGAGGAUGUUGCAGCAGAAGGGUCAGCUUACUGAUCAGCAGAUCCGACAAGCUGAGCUGCAGAUGGACAGUCUGGUGGAGCGUCUGGAAAAGUCCCGCGAUCUCAACCGCACCAUCGUGCACGUGGACAUGGACAUGUUCUAUGCCGCCGUGGAGAUGAGGGACUUCCCAGAGCUCAAGGACAAGCCCAUGGCCGUCGGCUCCAUGAGCAUGCUUUCAACGUCAAACUACCACGCCCGCAGGUUUGGCGUGCGCGCCGCCAUGCCUGGCUUCAUCGCCAAGAAGCUGUGUCCUGAUCUUGUCAUCUGCCCACUGAAUUUCAACAAAUACUCCGCUGUGAGCAAGCAGGUCCGAGAAGUCCUUGCCGAUUAUGACCCAAACUUUCUACCAAUGAGCCUGGACGAGGCUUACCUGGACAUCACGGCUCACCUGGCGGAGCGGCAAGCCUGGCCCGAAAGCCGCCGCACCUUCGCCGCUCACGAGGGACUGUGCCAGGGGAGGGACUGCAACGGGUGCAGGGUGGCUCAGACCAGCUCAGCGGUGCACAACGCCCGUGACACAAACUCAUUAAGGGUGCUCGGAAACGGUGGCACGGCGGAAAGCACGUGUGACCCAAAUGUGUCACCAGCGGGAGGCUUUACGACCAAUAAACAAACAGAUGAAGCAAACGAUGGUGCAUCCUUCGAGAGUUACUCACCAGAACUGUUCGAUAGCACCCCGCCGCAGGUCGGUGGAAGUGAAAAUGCCGCGUCAGGGUUUGGCGCCAGCGCGAGCCGUAACGGAACGCCUGAGCGCUCAUCGACGGCAGUGGUGUUUGGGCUGAGUGUCGAGGAGGCCGUCAGGGAAAUGCGAUUCCGCAUCGAGCAGAAAACGGGUCUCACAGCCAGCGCCGGCAUUGCCCCCAACAUGCUGCUGGCGAAGGUUGGCAGCGACAUGAAUAAACCCAACGGGCAGUACCGCUUGGAGCCCACGAGGGAUGCCAUCCGCAACUUUGUGGAUGAGCUGCCGAUACGCAAGGUGAGCGGCAUCGGGAAAGUGACGGAGAAAAUGCUGAAUGCGCUGGACGUGUUCACGUGCGCCCACCUGCACCGGCAGCGAGCUCUGGUGGCGCUGCUCUUCUCCGAGGGGUCCUGUCAGCACUUCCUGCGCAUCUCCAUGGGCUUGGGCUCCACUCACGUUGACAGGGACGGAGAACGGAAGAGCAUGAGCACGGAGAGGACGUUCAGUGAGAUCAACAAGCAAGAGGAGCUGUACAACUUGUGCUGGGAGCUGUGUGGAGACCUGGCCAAUGACCUCAGCAAGGAGGGACUGAAGGGGCGCACAGUGACCGUGAAGACAAAAAGCGUGAGUUUUGAGGUGAAGACCAGAGCGAUGUCGCUGCCCGGGCCCGUGGCCUCAAGGGAAGAGAUUUACGCGGCCGCCAAGGAGCUACUCAAGACAGAAAUGGACAACAUCUCUCCCCAGCCACUCCGACUACGGCUCAUGGGGGUGAGGCUGUCCGGGUUCGUCGACCGGACGGAGCAGAAGCAGAAGCAGCGAUCAAUCAGCACGUUCGUACAGAGCACGCGCAGCAGCAGCAGCAGGAGGGAGGUCGCCUCGCCGCACAUCGAUGUCUUGCCGCAUGGCUCAACAUUCGGCGAGCCGUCGACUCAUCCACUUAGUGAACAAAGUGCUCUGGGUUCUGCUACUGGGGCUGUUCUGCCCGGCCAAGUGGAGGAGGAGAGCGGACGCCCAGAAGUUCGCAUCAAGUCGUUCUUCCAGCGGGUUCAGGCUGAGCGACAGAGCCAGCUCGACAAGCAGCCGUCACCCAUGGCACCUGGGCCCACAUUGGAGUCCGCUGGGCGGUGUGCCAGUGCCACCCGACAGCCCUCGCCCGUCUUGACGGCGAACCGCGGCGUCGAUGGCCGUGGCGGUGGUGGCCGCCCGACCCGGCGCGGCAAGGGCACCGUCCCAGUGUACACGUGCCCGGUGUGCGACAUGCGCCAGGACAGCAGAAGCCUGUCUGAGUUCAACGCCCACAUCGACGAGUGCCUCGGUGAAACCGAACACUCGGGUUUUGCUGUCGUGGGCGGUUCCAGCGGCGGCGCGGAGUGGGGACACGGGCUUGGAGGGAAGGAUCGCCCGACUCGAAAUGUGUCGCUGGCCCAAGAUGAUGGCGGCGAGCCGAGGCAGAGAGCGUGCGCCGCCGCCUCCGGUGCCGAGCAGAACUUGCACCGAGGUGUAGAGCGACGUGCAAAGCAAACGACGUGCAAAACAAAUCGACCUCCAUGCCAUUCGGAAGAAAGCGGGCAGGCGUGUGCCGCUAAAGAUGCUGCCGACCCCAAGGGAUCUGAGAGCAAGCGAAUCCAAUUGCGGGAUUUUAACAAUGCCGCCGUCCAGCUGGUAGACGCUCUCGGAGAAUGCGCGGUUCCCCGCUAUCGGCAGGGUGUAGGUGGACCGCUGGCGGAGCACGCCGGAGACCGUGAAGCAGCCUGCGCUCCAAGCGGGACGAUGAGAGUGCCUGCCAUGGCCGGCGCUCCCACCUGCCCAAUCUGUCUCUGCCCCCAAGGCUCGUCCGACCUCGUGGCUUUCAACAGCCACGUGGACGUCUGCCUCAACAGGAGAGUCAUCGAGGAGCUCGUGGGCCACGGGCCAGGGUCAACAGAGGCAGGGAAGCAGCCUAGCAUUUCCAACGGAAGGCUGAAAAGGUCGCACGUCGGCUCCAAGAAGUCUUCAGCGAAACGGGCGAAGCACUCUCCAUCAAAACCUGGCAUCGAGCGUUUUUUUCAAACGAGCUGAAAGAAAGGCUGUCGGCGGAAGGAGUUAUCAAGUUGAUCUUUCUUUUAUCAUAACAGCGGUGGCGAUGAUGAUUAUAAUGAUAAAAGGGAAAUUAUGUCAGCUGUGACAACAGCGUCCAUAAGAAUAUAAGCACUUUUUCACCAAUAUCCUAACGUGUACUCGCUCUUUUUAAUUGCCCAUUAUGUUAUUCAACACCAAUGCAUACUUUACGUCCUCCGAAAAUAAUUUAAUUUACUUUAAGUGAUCACGUUCGCAGUAUUUCGGUAGUGGAUUUUGACGGUAAUAUUUUAAGUGUCCUAAUCGCUUUAGCAUUCAUAGUAAUUCGUUGCUUCUAUACGGUGAGCAGUGAUUGCUUCAGAAUUGGUUUCUAUGGUCGUGCAUCGAUGACCCUGGCUGUCUAUAAACGAAUCAUCUUGGCCGACGUUCUCACAUUGUGCGUAUUUUAUCUUAACCAGAUUCGUGUUAUAGGUCCUCUCACAACGUGUUGGACCUGCAAUAUGUUUAUCCUCGACGGUAUAAUUAUGCCCUGCAUAGUAUUUAAAAAAUAGAUAUGUUACGUUGAUAAAUUAAAAACAUUUAUGGUUACAAUGAAGUUAAUUUAUGCGCAUCGGUGACAAAUUUUACAUCUUUAUGAAAGUUAUUUAUUGUUUAUGCAAUGAAGACAAUUAUACCUUUAGUUUUGGUGAUCUCUGCCUGCAACUCUACACUGUGUGCAACACCGGGUAGGCUACGUGGAUCCGAGCCACGUCACAUUUAUUAUCUAGUAGAAUUUCUGCACAUGCUGUGAACACCAUAUGGAAUUCCAUCUCAUAAAUUGGUUCUGAAAAAAGGAACCAUUGUAAUGCCUAUUCUAAAUCUCAACCCCAAAAAAGAAUUAUGCGAUGGCACGCGUCUGGUGAUUCGUGAAAUGCACCGUGAUUUAGUUUUAGCUGAAAUAAUUUCAGAAUCCAAUCGUGGAGAUAGUCUUCAUGCUCAGAAUUGAUCUGGCACCGUCUGAUUUGAAUUUACCAUUCAUUUUGAAGCGAAGGCGGUUUCCGAUCAACCCUGCAUUUGCUAUAAACUGUCAAUAAAUCACAAGGACACACUUUUGAGUUUGUUGGACUUUAUCUCAACGAAUCAGGUUUUUUUUUUUCCCAUGGACAAGUUGCUUUGUCAAGAUGCAAAAAUCAAACCAACAAAGUGUGCUGAUUCAAUGAAAUUAAUCUCAAGGGAAAAUGUUGGGAGAUGAUUGUCAUUUUAUAUUAAAUGGGAUAUAACAUUUUUAUUAAAUAAAUUCAAUACAUAUUUAAA